This is a messenger RNA of Cantharellus anzutake, 301 nucleotides long. RefSeq lists its product as uncharacterized. NCBI's taxonomy places the organism in Eukaryota, Fungi, Basidiomycota, Agaricomycetes, Cantharellales, Hydnaceae. The record is from RefSeq and is a predicted model, not a curated record. The transcript is spliced from 3 exons. Bases 68 to 247 code for a protein of 59 amino acids.
UGAAAACCUAUACUGACUCGCUAGUUCAAAGUCCUUACUUUGCAUCUAUCAUCACUGGCAGCUUGAUAUGGGUUGGGGAGGUGUGGCUCACGAGGCUAGCCCCUUAUGCCGAAGGCCAAGCUUUCCUACAUCUCGCCUUCGCUAUUUGUUUCCUUCUUUGUUCAUACAAUUUCUUCCGAGCUGUCACUCUCGACCCUGGCCGUGCUCCAAAGCCCUCCAGCGAGUCGGAACUGCGCACCAUCAUUGAGGAAUUAGCCAGCACUGGUCGGCUCAAUGGUAUGACGUUCUGCGUGGACUGUAU